AUGAAACCAACCCGCGUGGAUUCUACCCUGCAGCCUUCUACUGUCGCCGCGACCCAUCCUGCCGUGUCUCCCGCCGCCGAUCCCGCCGCGCCGCCGCCGCAGCCGGUCCCUUUUCUCACCCCGUUGCGCCCGUUAAUGGAACGUCUGCAGCGAUGGAAGCGCAUCUUCGGGCCGCGCCUCGUGCUGCUUCUCCUCCCCGACGGCUCUAUGAAGAUGUACGCGCCUGGCGGAAAGACUCCCGCGCAUUCCGCCUCUAGCGGGGAUCUCUUCGGCGGAACGACACCCUCGCAUUCCGCCUCCAGCGCGGAUCUCCGCGGCGGAAAAACGCCCGCCAGCGGCGGAGACGUGCCCGCGCCGGUCAUCGCCGGACUUCCGCGCGUCCUUGACUCCGCGCACCUCUCGCGUUCCGCGCGACAUCACGCGCGGAGUCGGGUUCCGCGCAGGCCCCGCGGAGGCGGCGGAAGGGCUUCGGCGCGGCAGCUGACGGUGGCUGACGUCAUGCGCGAGCAUCCCGGGUAUUCCGUGGGAUCCAUGUCUUCGAAGCGCGCCGUGCUGCCGCGAGAUAAGGUGCUGCACCCGGGAGGGACGUAUUACCUCUCUAAACCGGCUACUGCGGCGCAGGGCGCGCAGGAAGCGCAGAACACGGAAGCGCAGAAGGCGGAAGGGAAGGCCGCGGACGGGGAGAGCGCGGAAACAGCAGCUGAAUCAAGCGCCAGUUCUGCAACUAACUGGCUGGUGGGGGCAGGGGGAGGCAAAGAGACGGAGGAAGAACCAGGGGAAGCAGAUGAGGGACUGCUGGUUGAUAUCCUGGGGGAUACGUUGCGGGAGGAGAAGUCCCCAAGAGGCUCUUUGCACGAGUGGAAGAGAGGGGGACUGCCCAAAGCAAGGCCCGGGAUCUUCAAAACCCAGCAGUCUCCCACUGCGGAGAAUAUGCAAUCGCCAAACCUGCCGUUUCCUGACCUGCACGGAAGCUUCGGUGGAGAAUCAGGAGGUGAAGGGAGCACCAGGGAAGGGGGGGCUGGAGAGAGGGGGAAAAAGGGAGAGAAGGGAGGAGCGAGAGGGGAGAGGGGGCGGUUGAGGAGGCACGAGUCGAGUGAGAGCAGUAAGCUGGCAUCGGCUCUGCAGCAGCUGUGGCGGCAGGGGUCUGGCGGGUGGGGCGUGGGCUGGCAUGCCGGCUCCUCCCCUGCUGCCUCUACCUUAUCUGCUGCUAGCCCCCCUUCUGGUACUGCUGAUGGCGGUUGGUCUUCUGCUGCUUCCACUCCUGCUGGUGCUCAUAUCAAUCCCGCUGCUUCUGCCGCUCCUGCUGGUGGCCGUAACAAUCCCGCAACUGGAGACGGUUCUUCUGGUCCUGCUGCAGCCCACAAGCGAGCGCUGAGUGCGCUGUCUCUGCAAGCCCUGUCGGCUGAGGAAGAAGAAUCGGGUGAGAGGAGGGCAGGAGGGGGAAGGAGGAGCAAUGACGGAGGAGUGAAGGAGGGAAGAGGAGGCAAGCAGUCUAUGGUGGCUGCAGCAGGUGCAGGGGUAUCCAGGGUGUGGGUUCCCCCUGGGGGCGGACUUAGAAGGGAUGGGGAAGGCAAAGAAGAGGAUGGAUGGGCUCAUCCCGAGCUCGGGGCGGCCACCAUCCAUUCCUGGAAGCUUCCCCGGUCGCACACGGUGGGUUCCCGAUCUGGUGUAUCGAAAUCCGCGGGCUACGGGGCGGAUCUGAGGGCGCAGUAUGGGAUUGUGUCUAAGUCUGGUGAGCAUGGGGCGGAUAUGAGAGCUCAGUAUGUGGUGUCUAAGUCGGGUGGGCAUGGCGCGGAUAUGAGGGCUAGAUACCUGGAGCUCCGACAGAAGCAUGGGUUUCCUGCUGGUGCAGAAGGGUUUUCCAAUCAGCAGCAGCAGCAGCAGCAGUGGCUCUCGCACUUGGAGAAGCAGCAGCAGCAACUGCAGCAGCAGCAACUGCAGCAGCAGCAGCAGCAGCAGCAGCUGUCGCGGCUACAGCAGUGGCAUCGGCAGCAGCAGCAGCAGAAGCAGCAGCAGCAGACCCAGCAGGGGAAGCAGCAGCAGCAGCAGCAGCCACAGCAGCAGCAGCAGCAGGUGUUUCAUCCUCUCACACACCACUCUGCAUGGUGGCAUUCCAUGGGAGGAGCAGGAGGAGGAAGUCAGAUGGACCUUCAUUCCCAACAGCAACACCACCACCACCCGUUCCCCCCUCGCUCCUUGUCACACACCCCCUCGAUUCAGUCACACUCUCUGGAAAGAACCCACAGUGUUCCCUCGGAUGCCUUCCUCCAAUCAGCUCUCUUUCCCCCGUCUCUCAGCAGCCAAUCAGAGCAGCCGAGCAUGGUAACCAGCAGUGGCAGCAGCUACAGUGCUGCUGCCAGCCCGGGUUCUUUUUUCUUCCCCAAGUCUCCAUCGGCGAAUGCUAAUGGCUCGAGGCUGAGUCCUGGAGAUGUGCUGAGAAUGGUGGUGGCGAGGCAAGAGGUGAAGGGAAAGGUCUGA
Molecule: messenger RNA, 2478 nt
Organism: Closterium sp. Naga37s-1
Lineage: Eukaryota; Viridiplantae; Streptophyta; Zygnematophyceae; Desmidiales; Closteriaceae
Source: the annotation of a GenBank genome assembly